This is a messenger RNA of Anopheles moucheti, 1640 nucleotides long. Its product is annotated as serine protease gd-like. Gene Ontology annotation, molecular function: serine-type endopeptidase activity. Gene Ontology annotation, biological process: proteolysis. The transcript is spliced from 3 exons. Bases 1 to 1581 code for a protein of 526 amino acids. The record is from RefSeq and is a predicted model, not a curated record. Lineage: Eukaryota; Metazoa; Arthropoda; Insecta; Diptera; Culicidae.
AUGUUGACGGUACGAAUAAACGUAGCCAACCGUUCGUCGCGAUCAUCUCCCACGUUCAGUUUGCUGAUGCGAACAUGCGUCUGCUUGCUGGUACUGAUCGGUCCUCUAGCACACAGUCCGGUAGAGGGUCAAUAUCUGCAGUCACCAUGUCCCAACGUGUUUUCGUAUCGGCUCGAUCCACGGAUCAACCAGGCGUUCGGCUACGUCGAGCUGCAGGGUCUACGCAUCGGUCAGUUGGUCAAGCUGAACAUCGAUCUUUCAAUUGGCACCACCGUACCGCAGAACAACGUUGGAUCGAUCACGCUAGUUAAAUCCAACGAAGAUACGUUCCGCGACAUCUACAGUAACCGGCCGGCACAGUAUCGCGUUAAUUUCCCGUUCAAAAAUGUCAUCCCAAGUGUGUUGGCAAUAAGCGUUAACGGUCAAACCAUCUGUACCGGUCAGAGAGCAACCGGACAGAUAGUGACCACGAUCAACUUGGACCAUACACUCUUCACGCAGGUGCAACAGCAAACAAACGGAAAUGGUAACAACUUCAACACCAUACAGUACCAACCGCCACAGAAUACGGCUCUACAAACCCCCGUAUAUCAACCAGUGCAGACACCUCAACCACAAGCCCCCGUGUACCGACCAGUGCAGGCACCACAACAACAAGCCCCCGUAUAUCAACCUAUACAGAAACCUGUGCAACAAGCCCCCGUAUACCGACCAGUGCAGACACCUAAACCUGAACGACCAAUACAACGUCCAACAGUAGACUACAGCUCCAACGUGGAUGAAUCAAGCAUUGGAUGCGGACAACCGGCGCAAGUUUUUAAUCGUCUAUCGAUCAACGGAAUCCGAUCGCCAAAAGGGCAAUUCCCAUGGGCGGCACCAAUCUUCCAUAACGAACGAUCGAAACCUAAGUACAUCUGCGGCAGUACAAUCAUUACUAAACAACACCUAGUGACUGCUGCUCACUGCAUGUACGAUUCGCUCGGUGUAGCACGCCAAGCGGACGAUAUAAUAACCGUGCCUGGCAUGUACAACAUCGACAACUUCUUCGAUGCGGAUCUGCAGGAGCGUAAGGUAUCGACCAUCUUUAUCCACGAUGAUUACUACUUCGACGAGUCGGGUCUUGGGGAUUCCGACAUCGCCGUAAUAAAGGUCGACCAGCCGAUUGUCUAUACUAGUUUAGUACGGCCAAUCUGUGUGUGGUCUGAAAGUGGCAACUUGGAACAGAUCGUUGGCGUUAAGGGUUUCGUGUCGGGCUGGGGUAUCACCGAGAAUGGAGAUGCGAAGUACCCCAGCUAUGUCACCCCGACGGUAGUGGACCGAAAGUCAUGCUCCCGGAACCUGGGAAAAUUCAUUACCGGUUCGGCACCCUUGUUCUGCGGGGACGGACACGGAUCGGUACCGUGCACCGGCGAUUCUGGCAGUGGGCUUGUGAUCAAACGUGGCCAAAAGUACUACCUGCGCGGAAUCGUGUCUUUCGGCCAGUAUGACCCUGAAACACUAAUCUGCGACGUUACGAAAUACGUUGUUUACACGGAUAUAGCGGCAUUCUAUUCAUGGUUGCUAAAGGCUGUUAGGUCUUAGGCGAUUGUUCUGUAGUAUGCGUAUAAGUGAUUGGUUCUCUGGAGCGCACCCACGAUUUU